Molecule: messenger RNA, 8484 nt
Organism: Gigantopelta aegis
Lineage: Eukaryota; Metazoa; Mollusca; Gastropoda; Neomphalida; Peltospiridae
Product: neuroglian-like
Exons: 11
Coding region: 683-2446 (587 amino acids)
Molecular function (GO): protein binding
Source: RefSeq, a predicted model, not a curated record
CAGUGGACUUGAGAUAAGCGAGCGAGCGAGCGAGCUUCCAAGGUGUGAGGACAGAGAACAUCUCGGCAUUGAUCUGGUCGAGGAUAUCGACGGGUCAGGCGAUCGGAUUAUUAUGGCCAUCACUGAUGAAUGAUUCAAAGUCUCAUGGGACCCAGGGCCAAUCAGCCAGCGAGAGGGAGCGCGAGCCAGCGCGUGCAGCAGGUAGUUCUCUUAGCAGGCAGACCACGCUUGGACAUGUUCUGACGGAUUCCAGGAGAUUCCAAACACAAGCAGACGACUAGAAUUUAAUUUUGGUUUUCAUUGUCGGUGAAAGUGUGGAUAGUUUGUUGAUGGUGUUCUAUACUUGAGGUUAUUUGUGUGGCGACUUUAUUGGUGAAUAUAGUUUAUAUAUCGGUGUUGGUGAUUUCUUUGAAUAGCACGAAAAGGUCACGUCUUGAGAAGUGAACACAGAAGACAUUGAUUUUUACAGAGCCGGAAUUUCACACUGACGCUUAAAAAGGAUUUAACCGAAGUGACAUGGAAUGCGUCACAGGAACAUAGAAACAUGUUGACAGACAGAGGUAGAGUCAGAGAGAGAGGAAUGUAGCUGUGGGGAUACGGUGCUUUCUCUUUCCAGGAUUUCUUAUUGUGAUAUUUGACGGAUGAAGCGGGGAUGUAGGCGGAAACACACAGACAAUAUAACAUGAGGAACGUGUUCGGGUUUCUUAUCUUCUGGUGCUGGAUCUUAAUACCACUCGCCAUUGGCCUCGUGUAUAUCGAGGACCAAUUACGGAACCUGGUGGUGGACGAGGGUGAGCGGGCGCGGUUCGUCUGCAAGACGGCCACCCACCCCCAGGACGAGCCCAAGCUGAAGCUCGACUGGCUACACGACGGCAAGGCGAUCGAGUUCCGCCAGUCGGACAAGUAUGUGUACAAGAAGGACAGGAGCAAACACAUCCUCAUCAUCCGCAACACCGACAUGGACGAUGCCGGCCUCUACACCUGCACGGCCACGGUCGACAUCGAUAUGGACAUGUCCAGCGCACAUCUCACGGUCAGGGGGGCUCCCGACCCUCCGGCCGAAGUGCAGGUUAUCAGCUGUCACGGCCACUCGGCCGAGCUGGUGUGGCAGCCGGGCAGGAGUAACGGGGAGAAGAUCUCGCGCUUCGUCGUCCAGUUCAACACGUCCGAGGACACCGAGGUGUGGCACGACUACUUCGAGGAGAUCCGCGGCGGCGAGCACACCGCCUUCAUCGACCUGCCGCCCUGGGGCACGUACGCCUUCCGAGUGCUGGCCAAGAACAAGGUGGGACUGAGCAAGCCGAGCGCUGUGACGAGGAAAAUGUGUACACCUCCGCCAGACAGACCGGAUGGCAACCCCAAGAACGUGAGGACGAGGACUGACGAGAAGGGGAAGCUGGUCGUGGAAUGGACUCCUAUGCACCGCCUGUACCACCACGGCCCCGGCUUCCGCUACCACGUGUACUGGCGGCCACGCAGCAGUACGUACUGGAACUCCGCCGUCGUCACCGACCCCAGGUCGUCGUUCUACGAGGUUGAGGUUGAUGACGUCUACCAACCGUACGAGGUUCUCGUGAAGGCCGAGAACGACCUCGGCGAGUCGCACCAACCAGCGUUCGUGUUCCUCGGGUAUUCGGGCGAAUCGGAGCCACGAGUGGUACCAAACGAUUUCCGGUUGGAUCCUUCUCACCCUGUGGAGCCUCACUCUGCACAUUUCAUCUGGGAGUCGAUCGACACGAUGGAUGACAAAAUCAACGGCAUGUUCAAGGGAUACAAGCUGAAAUACUGGAAGUCCAGCGAAGGGCGGUACAAGAUGAAAGAGGUUGACAUUGACAUGGUCAGUCAGCGUGGGGUUCAGGAUCCGGAUGUGCGUGUCUCGGUUUUGGAUCUCCCGGCAUACACAGCGCUGCGCGCACAGGUUGCCGUAAUGAACCAGCAUUACACAGGCCCCCCGAGUCAGACGAUCGAUUUCUUCACCCCAGAAGGAGUUCCUGGACCAAUCCGUAGAUUGCACACAGAAGCACACGGGCCAGAUCACGUGCUGCUACGGUGGCUCCCGCCAGAAGUGCCCAACGGUAUUCUAGUAGGAUAUAAUAUUGGAUAUCAAGAAGUGAUAAAUAAAACAGUAGGACCGCUGACCCCGAUCAGUCCCCAGAUAGACAGUCCGUCCACCCUGGGCGCUAGGAUCACUGGGCUCGACCCUGGGCGGCGGUACCGCUUUUACGUGUCGGCGAGAACCAAGGCCGGGCAGGGCAGCGCGGAAUUCAUCGACAUUACAACAGAAACAAAGAAAAGACUUACACGUAAGAAGACUUCCGGCAAAGGGAAGAAACUACAUGACACGUCAUCAGUUGAAUCUUCCACAGCGAAAACAAAACACAACAACAACAAUCUCGUGCUGUGUGCGUCACUGACUCUUCUUGUAUUACCACUCAUCUGCAGGUGACACGGAAUACACCUAGAUGGGGAGGAGUCCACGUGAAUUCUCACUGGCUGUAUAUAUGGCAAGUUCAUAACUGUUAGACGUACUGCUCAUCACCUGGUUACCUUGGUGUACACAAAUAAAACAAUUCGCAGGGUAAAUCUUAUUCCUGUAUAAAGUGAAGAAGAUAUUGAGUUCGUAUGUGAAAUGUCAAGUGUGUGCCAAGGAAACUAAAUGCAAACAUGGUGAAACCUGUAUGUAUGCAAUCAUGGACUAACAACAACAACGUCUCAACAUUGAUGACGUAAAGCUCAUAAUAUCAUGACGUAAUGUGAUAAACCAAUGGGAUUCAGUUCUGGAAAGAAGUUUACUUUGGUCCUGUUAUGCUCGCUCGUUCCACCGAUAUGAAAUUUGACAAAUGUUUUAAAGUUCUGCCACAUGAGUUGGCAGAAUUAACUGAUGUCAAUAAUAAUAAUAAUAUGUGCCCAAACUUAUUUAACUUAUUCUUCAUUCCAUGUUGUGAAAAUGUUCUGAGGAUCCUUUUGUGGAUAGUUUCCAGAUGUUUUAUUGUGAACUGUCAUUGCUGUGAAGAAUAUCCAUACAGUCUUUAUAAAUUAUAACUGAUAAAGGAUUUCUGUGAAACGUGUUCAGGUGUUCAUAAUACAUUAUGACACUAACCAAGGAUUUCCGUUCAGUGUCCAUAUGUGGAUAACAGUAACACAGCAAACUAUUGACUAAGGAUCACUGCAGUAGUUUCCAAAUAGUCUAAUGUAAAUAAUUCAUCGCAUGAUAGAGUUUCGUUCCAGGACAAUGUUGAUUGAAAAUUGACAAACAUUGCCAACAACUACAUCAAAAUAGUGAUAUCAUAUUAUAUCAUUCCAGUUGGGAUAAAGGCUGCUGAAUUAUAUUGUAAUUCGACAGACUGCAUGGAUUUAAGAUUUGAUGGAUAAUCUGUUCUAUUAAGAGGGGGUAUCAGAAUAAACAGACCUCGUGGAAUACAUACGUUCUUCCUGAAUACUUAUGGACAGUACACGUCGUUGACGUUUCUGUUAACAUGAUGGUACCUCACUUAUCAGUACUGCUUAUGUAUAUCAGUGAUAUUGCACAUGGCUAUACUAAAUGCAUCACUACCCGGCAAGUAUCAGUGGUAUUUCAUGUGACUGGAAUGUAUUAAUGUUCUGGAGUGUGAAGUGGAUUUGGAUUCUUAAACUACUUUUGAAAAUGGCCUAAAACGAUUACUGUGUUGAGCUGAGCUAUUGUUUGUCCACAUGUCCUGUGGCAGUGUGUUGGUAAUCCAGCUAUGCUGAAUCUGUCAGUAUAAUGGCAACCAAAUCAGAUGGUUCAAAUGUUAAAUACCAUUGCACGAGUUGUUCUAUAUCUGUGUGCAGUAAGAAGUUUGCCAAACCAUCUUGUCCUGUUGGGAAGUACAUCAACAUACAUCUCAGUUCCGCCUUGUAACAUCGGAUGCUGCUGCUAACAAUACAAAUAAUAUGAUGAUCCGAACAAAUAUUCGACUAAAACAUUUGCAAAAAUAGAUUGAAGCAUAAUAAAGUCAAUAACUGAUUCAGUUGAAACUUGUUCGCAGAGUGAAAUCGACAUAAAUCCCAUCAGUUUAUGAGAACUCGCCCUCACAGAUGCAUGGGUGUGAAACCCAUUUUAAAAUGGAAGCUGAAUUUUUUUUUUUUACAAACGUGAAGAAAAUUAUAUACCAUACUUAAACAAAAGGAAUAUUUCAGCCUUUCAAAUCAAAUCCAGUUUACUUUGUGAAAACGAUUUUUAAAAAACCAAAACAAAUACCAACCAACAAAAAAAGAAGAUUGAAAUCGGAUAAAAAGCCCAAAACAAAUGGCAUCUCUGUUUAUGUGUUCGCUACUCUUCUGCCGAGGUUUUCAUACAAGCUGUAAAACAGUUGCUUCAUGCUCUCAUACUAAUGACAAAGAAAUGAUAAAUGCUUAGCUAUUCAAAGCGGAAAUUUACCAGACUCAUUUGUAAUUAAUUUCUUUGUCAGAGGAAAUAAAAUAAUUGCUACUGUGGUGAUGCGUUAUAUCCUCUGACAAAGAUACUUCGUUACAUACUUCGCAUUUUUUUGAAAGUUCAGAUUUCAUUUUAACGAGAAUCUUAUGCAUACAACAUCAGUAUGCAUGACAUGUUGAAAAAUAGCUAUGUUUUUCUAGUCCUCUCAAAAACAUAUCGGUUAACAUAUUAAGACAGUCUUUUUGAUGACUUGUAUUUCUAUACUCAUGUCAAAAAUAUAUCGUUUAACAAACGGUACUAGUAUGAGGACGUUUUCAUGGUAACUAGUAUUUUUAUAGUCAUAACAAAAACAUAUCGGUUAACACAUGAGGACGUUUUCUUGAUGACUGGUAAUACUAUUUCCAUAUACUUACCUUUUUGACACCCAAUUGCUGAUGUGUAUGUUUGUGCUGGGGUGUCGAUAAAUAUUCAUUCAUGCAUUCAUUGGUGACUGUUAUUUUUAUAGUCAUCUUAAUGGCAUAUCCAUCGUUUUAAAAAUAUGAAGACGUUUUCUUGGUGACUGGGAUUUCCAAAGUCAUCACAAAAAUGUUUCUACAGGUUAACAUGGUGAUGUUUUCUUGGUGUUUGUAUAGUCAUCUUUAAAACAUAUCUAUAGUUUAACAUACGAGGAAGUCUCUUCUUGGGUAAUGGAAUGGCCAUACUUAUGUGAAAACCGUAUCGUUCAACAUCUAGACAGUGCCGUUAAAGAUCACCCAAGGCUGGACUGGGUAGUCGAGCAUGGUCAAGAUUUCGGGUCUAUGAAAGAUCCACUGCUAGCAGGUUAGUACAGCAUGGCAUUUGAGUGCGUCCAUUGCAUAUUGUCGAGAAUGACCCAUGGAUGAACUGAGCAGUUGGGCAUGGACAGUGAGCUUUGAUCAUUAAAGGACCCACAGUCAAGCUGAUGUAUGAAAAAUGUGUUAACACGUUCCAUUCACAGGACCCAAUUCGUCAGUUUACUGUGAAACCGACCAUGUAAUGAAAAGAAAACAUAUACGUGCUGUAUGCUAUUCUUCACACGUCCUCUGGAUUUAUGACAAAAAAAGAUGAGAUGAACAUACGAUUGUGUAAAAUAUUAUCCUGAUGUGGAAUUAAUAUAGUAUGUACUAUGAAGUGUUCAUUGUGCUUUCCUGAAUUAAAGUACAAAUGUAGUUGAUUUUCAGAAACCUUUUCAUGAUGACGAUACUAUUUUUACUGGUAUUGAGUGAUUUGAAAAUCAAACGUCUUUUAUAAAAGAAUAUCGAAAACACUACUUAUCUUUACAGCAGAAUGUAUUGUUAUCUGUAAUAAAUAUUGAAUCCAACCAUAUCACAUUCAUAAAUAAUAGAAACGAAAAACAUAUGACGCUAUGUUAGAAUUGAGAAUGUUGAAUGACAUAAUGAACGAAAUACGACGCAACGUCUGAAUUCUGUGCAUUAUUCAUGUGAAUGGAUAUUAAAACAUUGCACAAUGGUUGUGAAUAUAGUGAAACUGUACCAUUAUAUACAUAUAGAUAUUGUAUAGAAAUUAUUUAUUCGUAGGUAUGCGCAUGUGCCAACAUAGUAGUGUGUCGUACACGUUUUUGUUUUCCUAAGUUACCAGGUUUUGGCGAGAUCAUGUCGUUACCAUGGUGACAUUUCAAUUGACUUGACUAUCUUUGUAAAUGGCAUGUUAUAAAAGUAUGUAAAUACAUUAUGUGAAUAGUUUACAUGGUUUUUCACUAUCUGUUCAAUACUCUCCAAUCUUACGACAACAUAUUUUAAAAUUUACUAUGAAAUAUAUAUGUACAAUUAAAUAAUAUUAAUGAUAUAAAAAGUAUCUAAAAGUCUGCGAUUUGCACUUUUACUUUUAACGGCUGACAUGUAUACAAUAUACAUUAUACAGAUAUACAGUAUACAUUAUAUUAUACAGGUAUACAAUAUACAGGUAUACAAUAUACAGGUAUACAAUAUACAGGUAUACAAUAUACAUUAUAUUAUACAGGUAUUUAAUAUACAUUAUACACGCAUACCAUAAACUCAGGCCUAUGUAUUUCAUGGUUGAAUAAUAAACGCAGCAGACAAUAGAACGACGUCUGUGGACUUAUUGAUUGGACAUCUGAAAUGAAUGGAGGAAUUUUUAUUAUUUUACUGAUCGACAUGUCGAUAUUUCUGGAGUCUUUGUUUCUGACUUUUUUUCCCUCGUCUCUGUGGUAAUAUUUAUUUCGCAAAUUACAGUCGAACAUAUUAAACAUUAAAAUUUUCGGGAAAUAUAUAGGGCAAAGUUAAACUUAUAUAUUAUUUAUGUUGUCAGCCGUUUUGCUCAGUUCGUGUACAUUUAUUUUUCAGUAUGUAAUACUGAACACAAAUACGUUGAAAAAUGUGAAAAAGGAUUUAUGUGCAUUGUAGUCUUGGCAUGAUUAUUGUCACCACACACAUUGUAUAACAACCAUCUGGCUGUAACGGACACUCCAGACAGUUUUCCUUCACAUACAAAUGUAUGUAUUUUACCUCUCUAUUAUGGGAACCUUAAUAAAAAUAAAAAAUAAACAUUUUUAAAUAUACCUUGAUUACAGGUUCCCCAAAACAACACCCCGAGGGUAAUGUUAUGGCUAUAAUAUAGUUUAUGUUAUACAGUACAUGUAUAUAACAAAAGCAUUACUCCCAGAGUUGAUCUGAGAUACCUGCGACUCUGACAGCCCGUUAGACCCAGGUUGAACUGCACGUCCAACAAUAGCAAACCAGCGUGACAUAUUUGGCAUUUUUGGUAUUACUAAUCCAGUAACAGACAUCGGUGGGGAGUCGUCAUGGGGGUUCGUGUGUUGAGAACAUCUAAACGCCUGCCCACGACGGGCAUGCUUUAUAACGGGUUUAUCUGAGUAACAAAUAACUCACCUUGACCUUGACCUACGUAGACAUCGCGGUGGUUUUCAUCUAGUCAUUUGUUCGAUUAUGGUUAUAUUGUAUUUUGUGUUUUUGUCAUCAGUACUCACAAAUAUAUGACGUCUUCUCAAGGUCAUUUCUCUGACCUGUUGCUAUGCAUUCGAAUUUUAUUUGUGUAUUUAUAUGCUGCUUUUGUUUUCUCUUUACUACAUAACGACCAUUAUUCUUUCCGUCAGUUUUAAGGGGAAGGGAGAGUAAUUUCAAGUUGUCAAAAUUUGUCUUUAACAAAUUUAGUUAUACAAAUAUGUUUUUCUCUAUACAUAGUUUUGUCUUUUGUGGAGGAAACCUUCUGAACCAGUUUUCUGAUAAAUUAAAUCCAGAUUCUAAAAUAUACUGACCUUUUAGACAGACGGUUUAUGUGGCAUUGAAGUCUGUACUCUUAAGAUUAAUAUCUCUAAAUAGUCUUAAUCCAAGAUUUAAAAAUAAUAUUGUCUGGGAUUAUGGUCUCAAAGUACAUGCGUCAAACUUUAGAAUCUGACUCGUAUUCCCAGUGAAAUGUUGUAAGCAGACGGCCAUAAAGUAUAUUACUGAAACAUUUGAUGUGGCGUGUGGCUGUCAGACGGAUUCCAGUUGCCCGCAUUGAAAACGCUCAAUACAGGAAAUCCAUUAUGCGCCAAAUCCAUAUUUUCAUUUAACUUUUUGAAUACAGAAUCUUACAAUAGGUAGUAAUUGAACACUAAUGCUCCACCGUUUGUCAAUUCGUGUAGCUCUCUUUUCUUAUUCACUAAUUGUCAAAAAUAACCAAGAGGAUUUUUUUUUCAUACAUCUUUAUAAAGAAACCUCAUUAUGGAUAGUACUACUCACUAAAGCUGGUUUUACAUAGAUUUGAGAGAUGGUGACUUUGUAAGUUAAACAAUUCGACACAUAUCAACCAAAAUUCACUCGAUAUAACCAGACUCGAGUACAGCUGUCACCAAAAUGGUUACAAUUUAAUUGUAUUCCAUUUAAAACAAUGUUUUAUUUGUGUGUACGACAAAACGUUGUUAUUCUCAUGGUAGGAUGCAAAUCGAUCAUAUUUAUUAGUUUUAUUAUUUCAAAGAUUUUCUUCGUACAUUUUUGUUGUUUUUCUUUAAACAUGUUUUAUUAUUCUCAACUGUGCAAUAGAAGAGAUUCAGUUUAUUAUCAUUGUGAAUAAACAGUUACUUUUCCUAA